AGUUCAGAAACCAUGUGCCUGGCAACCAGACGGUGUUCCUUGACAACCAACAGCAAUCUUCCAUCCCUCUUCCUGUAGUGGAGAAAAACAGAAACACGGGUGUUUAAACUUCCCCAAAACACAUCCUCCAUAAAUUUUAAGAAGAAACUAUUGAGUUUAAAACAUAUUUAUUGUAUCCGAAAAAUGGGCCACUGUGUACGGACAGGACCUAGACGAUAUGCCUUCUCGCCAGUGUUGAACAACGGUGGUGUUAAUCAAUCUGGUAGAACAAGCGCAAAUGGUUCAGAACAACGGUGUGUGAAAGAACGUAAGCCUGCAUCAGCAUGGGCAGAUUGUGUUAGCUGUCCGUCUGCUGCCCUAUUGCCUUCAGAAGGACUGGAGAAAGUCCAUCUUCGUCAGGAGAAUGGUGUCACUGCCAGAAGAGCAAAAACUGCCAUGGCUGUGUUAGGAAGAGAGUACCAAUGGGAUCCCUAUGAAACUACAACAAACCGUGAAUUUCAAUACAUCCAAGGAUCUGCGGCUGAAAGCAAUCGUCCCCAAACUUCUAUUGGGUAUAGUGGGCCUACAGGAAGUAAUACAUAUCAAGAAGAGUUUUACUGGAAGAAGUAUUCUAAGCCUGAGUGUAUAAGAACUGGGACUUCCUCAGGUGCAAGAAGAAAUAACCCCCAUCCAGAUCAAUCAUUCAUGAUAUGGAGACUCCCACGGGAGGAGAAGCAAGCAAGUCCAUUCAGCAAAUCUCCUUGGAGCUUGCCACUGUAUGAAAAAGAUGUAAAGGCAGCAAUAGCAGCGCAGUAUCGCACGACCUACAGGGAAGACUUUGUUGGAAUUCCACAAGGUUUCCAGGUUAAACAUGCAGUUUCUGCACCACCAAAUUGGAAAGAGAAAAUUCCUCAUCCACCGGCAACUGAAUUUCGCUCUCACUACUGUGUUCCAAAGCAAGAUCCAGAUGUUGCAAUAUCAGUGGCUAGAUUUGGCAGUAAUGCACACAGAGAUUUUCCAGCCAAAGGAAUCGUUCCUUCUGUGACAUUUGCUCAUAUUAAAAAUCAGGAGAAGAGAAAACAGCUGACUACCUACGAGACUUACUUUUCAAAAGGUCACUUAGAUAUGGUGAAAAUUCUAAACUCUAGUAAGGAAGAAGAUAUUCAAGAUUAUAUACAGAGUGCUCCAGAGCAAGAUCGAGUAGUACUACAAAACUUCUUCAACACUGUUCUCGUAAACUGUAAAACAAAAGCUCCUGAUAAAUCAGAAGCAAGACCAUCAGCAAAGAAACUUACUCUUCAUGAAAGGACAACGGCACAUUGUGGCACACUAAAGUAGUAAUGGGCAAAACAGGAUGAAUGCCUAAAAAAGAAGUCUGAAGUAUGAUGGGAGAAUUGCUGAGAUAUUUGUUUCUUGCACAGUUUAAUCAUUUAAAAGACAGGCAAUUUCAGAAGUUUGUUUGAAAUGCAAUAAUCUGUUUAUAGUGUUACCUCAGUUACAGUCAUACUGCCUUUGAUUACUGUUUUUUUUCAUUUUUGCUAUUUUAAUUUAAUAAAAUGUAAUGAUUGAGACUG
Messenger RNA from Protopterus annectens (West African lungfish), 1553 nucleotides. RefSeq names its product testis expressed 26 (gene TEX26). Lineage: Eukaryota; Metazoa; Chordata; Ceratodontiformes; Protopteridae. Gene Ontology annotation, cellular component: cytoplasm. The transcript is spliced from 8 exons. The coding region runs from base 184 to 1317 and encodes 377 amino acids. The record is from RefSeq and is a predicted model, not a curated record.